Molecule: messenger RNA, 3421 nt
Organism: Sceloporus undulatus (fence lizard)
Lineage: Eukaryota; Metazoa; Chordata; Lepidosauria; Squamata; Phrynosomatidae
Gene: CHST8
Product: carbohydrate sulfotransferase 8
Exons: 5
Coding region: 712-2007 (431 amino acids)
Biological process (GO): carbohydrate biosynthetic process; proteoglycan biosynthetic process
Cellular component (GO): membrane
Molecular function (GO): sulfotransferase activity
Source: RefSeq, a predicted model, not a curated record
CAAGGGGCUGGCAUCGCUUCCCUGCCCACCUCCCCAGGAGGAGGAAGAAGAAGAAGGAGGAGGAGGCAGUGCCCAGCCCUGGCUAAGCCCAGCACUUUGGCCAGCCGAGGAAGAGGAGGAGGAGGGAGGCAGUGUCCUGCUGCCCGAGCCAGGCUCCACUCCUCUCGCCCAGCACUUUGGACAGAGGCAGCAGAGGAAGAGGAAGGGAAGGAGGAAGAAGGCGAGGAGAAAGAGAAGGAAGAAGAAGAGAGGGAGGAAGAGGAAGAAGAAAAGAAGGAAGAGCAGGAGGAAGAAGGAGAGGAGGAAGAGGAGGAAGAAGAAGAAGAAGAGGAGGAGGAAGAGAAGGAAGAAGAGGAGGACGAGGAUCGGGGCAGCCUUCCUCCCCAGGGACGCUCUCCAGGCGGAGGCAGCGCUGCUUCUCCUUCUCCUCCUUCUUUCUCUUUCUCUUUCUUUCUUUCUUCUUCUGCUGCUUUUGGGCUGGAGAGGCGCGGAGGCGAAGGCGCAGUUAUGGUGCCAGGGUUCAUCCUCCAUUCUGCUUUGCAUCUAUCUUCUGGCUAGAAGGAAGAAGGAUAGACUGAAUGGUCCUUAUCUUAUCUCUGUCGCAUGGGAAUGGAAAACCAGCUGAAACGAUGACCACAGCCUAUGCUCUGGAGAAGUCCACCCUUUCUUCUUCCCGUGGGUCCAAACUGGAUUGAUUGAAGGACAUCAAGGAUGAAGCUGACCUGCAUGUUCUCCUUCAUCCUGCUGUUCGGUGCAGCUGGCCUCCUCGUCUUCAUCCACCUGCAAGACCCAGAAGAGAUCAUCCAUCAGCAGACACCAGGAAUGAGAUACAACAUGGAAUCUCAGCAACCCAAAAAAGACUGCUCAUCCAGCCACUAUGAGGAGGGGAAGAGGCAGGGGAAUGCCGAUGAUGAAUUCUCCAUGGCACACCAAAGGCCUUCCUUGCACCCGAUGCAACACGGACUUAGGAAGCAUCGACGCACGGACCACAAGCCAGACACAUUGGCUGUGAUGAAAGACCCUCAUAAAAAGGUUGGGGGACCUCAUUUCGCACGGACACAUAAAAGGAGGCGGAGGUUUGUCCUCAAAAAGAGUCCCAUCCUGAUGGCGGUCAACGAUUCCUACCUCCAUGCGGCCAAGCUGAAGUCGGAGGAGGCGGAUGACGUCCAAUGGAGACACCUCUACCAGACCCAAAGGGAGCGGAAGCGGAUCAUGAAGGACACCUGCUUGAAAUACAAGAGCAACAGCAAACGGAUCAUCACGCCGUACCACGUCUCCAGGUUGUUCGUCGAAGACAAAUACCGGAUUCUGUACUGCGAAGUUCCCAAAGCUGGCUGCUCCAACUGGAAGCGGGUGCUAAUGGUGCUCAAUGGCUUGGCCGCCUCCACCAACAUCAUACAACACAACACCGUCCACUACGGGAAUUACCUGAAGCGUCUGGAUGGGUUUGACCGCAAGGGGAUCAACCACAGACUCAGCACUUACACCAAGAUGCUUUUUGUCCGGGAACCUUUCGAGAAAUUGGUCUCGGCAUUUCGAGACAAGUUCGAGCACCCCAACAAUUACUACCACCCCGUUUUUGGUAGGCCUAUUAUUUCAAAGUACCGGGUUAAUGCCACAAAGGAGGCCCUGCGGACCGGUUCGGGGGUGACCUUUAAAGAGUUCAUCCAGUACCUGCUGGACGUUCACCGGCCCGUCGGGAUGGACAUCCAUUGGGACCACGUCAACCGUCUUUGCAGCCCCUGCUUGAUAGACUACGAUUUUAUAGGUAAAUUUGAAACCAUGGAGGAAGAUGCCAACUUCUUCCUCCAUUUGAUCAACGCCCCCCAAAACUUGACUUUCCCGAGGUUUAAGGACAGGCACUCGGAUGAGGAGCGGACGACCACUCAAAUCACAAAGCAAUAUUUUAAGCAACUUUCUCCUUCCCAAAGGCAACGUAGCUACGAUUUCUAUUACAUGGAUUAUCUGAUGUUUAAUUACUCAAAGCCCUUCGAGGACCUUUAUUGAAAGUCAGGAGCCGCUGUCCAUGAUCCGGGCAGAGCUCCUCAUAUGCAAUUUUGUCCAAUGAUUUGUACCGCGUCCGCGGAUAAGCUAAUGGCUUCUGUACAAUGCAGGGAUAAGCUGGUUUAGUAGUUGUUCACUUCUUUGGGAAGUGUCACCCCAUAAGUUUUGGGGUGCAUCUGGGAUGGUGGCCAUGCCAUCAUCCAAAUGUGAUCCUCAAAGCUAGGAGUGAGCAACUUUGGUGGGGAUAAGGGGUCAGUUUUCUGUCCUUGGGACACUUGCGGGAACCAACAAUGCCAGAACAGAAAGUGUCCAGACGUCCACUUCUGAUUUUGGAAAAUAGGUUAAUUUUGAAUGUUAAACGGUUGGAAGGAAAGGCUGUCCUCCUAUUGCUUUACCAGGUUAACGCCCAUUAGAGAUGUCAAUUGCUAUCUUAAUUCUUCUGUCCCUGAAGAAGAGUGGGAAAUAUAUUAUCCUUCCCAUAGGUGAAGUGUGAAAUAAUGAAAUUGUUGCACCCAUUCCAAUGGGGAAGUGGGAAUUUCCAUUUGAAACUGGACGUUCUGGAAGUCAAAAAUGACUUGAAGGUACAUAACAACAACAAAGCUAGAACCAUGCAAGAGACAGAUUCAGCUGCAUCCCUGCUGUUUAAUUGCUCAAUUUAAUACUGAAGCAAUAAAGCAAUAAAAACAUCCAGAACAUCACAUUUUCAAAUGGAGGUUCCUUCCUUGCAAAUGAACCAUCUAAAUAGUCUCACAGCUGGCCCAAAUGGUGGCAAUUUUCUUGGCUCAUAAAUAGAAAUUUGAAGAGACCAAGAAAACAAAAAUCCCUAUUUUUAGUGAGCUGCAGGGAAUAAUGGUCACAUUUGUAAUGGCUACUUUGGGAGGCUUCUGGGAGAGAUGCAAUUGGUCUUUCUCCAUUAAGGAGAGGUUGAGUCGGAGAGGUUAAAGGCCACAGAAAUAUAAUUUUGGUUCCACACAUAGUCUCAUACCUCCGCAAGGGUCAUUGUGUGGUAGAACUGGUCUCAGACCAAUACAGAUUUGCGGUAAAUAUGAGUUAAACCUCACAUUCAGGACAAUGGCUGACAUCCGAUCCUCCCAUUUCCAUUGGGAACUCCAGCUUUGCAGUAAAAUUCGUAUUUCCAUAGUUUGAUUUUUUAAAAGGUUAUUUUCAGAAAUCAAAGGUAAGCAAAAAGGGGUCACUCUCAACUUACUCACUGGUGCAAAAGAAGUGUGAGUUGUUGGAGGUACAAACUAGGCAUGUGAAAUGGGUCUGCAGACGCAACAUGAAAUACAAUUGGCAAUGUAAACGUGUUCACCUUCAAGCUCUCCAUCAAAUCGCAAUGCUGGGUUUCUCUACAUUUGGAAUAAUUUUGACCUCUAAAGGCAGGGCUCCUAAUAAAGCACACAAUUUUGGUUUGGUU